Molecule: messenger RNA, 3334 nt
Organism: Brienomyrus brachyistius
Lineage: Eukaryota; Metazoa; Chordata; Actinopteri; Osteoglossiformes; Mormyridae
Gene: eif3c
Product: eukaryotic translation initiation factor 3, subunit C
Exons: 23
Coding region: 245-3022 (925 amino acids)
Biological process (GO): translational initiation
Cellular component (GO): eukaryotic translation initiation factor 3 complex
Molecular function (GO): translation initiation factor binding; RNA binding; translation initiation factor activity
Source: RefSeq, a predicted model, not a curated record
AGCCCAUGAUUAUCUUCGUUCUUCACCGACGGAGCCCUAACGACAGUCCCCAGCAGUAGGCGCCCGUGUACGUCACUUCCUUUUCCGCCGAGCGUCCGACCGCUCAUGCAGCGUUUCCCUACACGCAUCCUUAAGACUAACUGGCAAUAUCAGUACGCGAGUUUUAAAAUCUUCUUUGCUGACGGAUUGACAGCAUUUCUUGUGGACGCAGUUUGUUUCUUUACAGCAUCAGCUUCCUACAGCAAUGUCUCGCUUCUUUGCGACUGGAUCUGACAGUGAGACAGAGGAGUCCUCAUCUGGGGAGGAGGUCAUUCCCAAAACCACUGGGACCACCUUCACUAAACAGUCUCUGCUGCUAAGCGACGAUGAAGAGGACACCAAAAGGGUGGUGCGCAGUGCCAAGGACAAGAGGUUCGAGGAGCUUACAAACCUGAUCAAAACUAUCAGAAAUGCCAUGAAGAUUCGGGACAUGUCAAAAUGCUUGGAGGAGUUUGAGCAGCUAUGUCGGGCAUUUGUUAAGAGCAAGAAUAUUGUGGACAAGGAGGGUGUUCCUAAGUUCUACAUCCGGCUUCUGGCUGACCUUGAGGACUACCUGAAUCAGUUGUGGGAGGAUAAAGAAGGGAAGAAGAAGAUGAACAAGAACAACGCCAAGGCCUUGAGCACCCUGCGACAGAAAAUCCGCAAAUACAACCGUGACUUUGAAAAUGAAAUUAACAACUACAAGGAGAAUCCAGAGCAGUCCCCCGACGAGGAGGAGGAGAAAGACGAGUGGCCUUCAGGUUCGUCUUCAGAGAGUGAGGACGACGAGGACAAAGGAGAGAAGGUAGCGAAGAACAGAAGCUCAUUCCUGAAAAAGAAACCCAGCAGUGAGCCCCUUCCCGAUGCCAAGAAGUUCCUCAAGGGGGCUGUGGAUGAAGAGUCAGAGAGUGAAGAUGAGGAAGAUGAUGAAGACUGGAGUUCAGACACAGCAGAAAGUGGCAGUGAGAGUGAAGAUGACGAAGGAAAGAAUGCCUCCCUCGCUGCGGUUUUCCUCAAAAAGACUCAGGAGCCUGACAAACAAGCUGCUGGAAAGAAGAAAAGGAGACCAAAGAAAAUUGGGCAGCAAGAUGAGGAGGGUGAAGAGGAGCUAGGUGACGAAGAAGAGAGUGGUUGGAAGAAGGUCAAAGGCGGCGUGCCCCUGGUCAAGCCAAGGAUGUUUCCCAAGGGCACUGAGAUAAACACUGCUGUUGUUGUCAAGAAGUUGAAUGAGAUCCUUCAGGCUCGGGGCAAGAAGGGAACUGAUAGAGCUGCCCAGAUUGAGCUCCUCCAUGCUCUUGCUGGAAUUUCCAAUGAAAACAACUUAGGAGAGGGAAUUCUGGUCAAGAUCAAAUUCAACAUCAUCGCCUCGCUCUACGACUAUAACCCCAACCUGGCUGCUUUUAUGAAGCCUGAGAUGUGGAAGAAUUGUCUAGAUUGCAUCGAUGAACUGCUUGAUAUUUUGUUUGACAACAGUAACAUUUUCAUUGGGGAAAAUAUCGCAGAGGACAGUGAAAACCUCGGCAUAUCUGAUCAGCCAUUCCGGGUUCGAGGUUGCAUUCUGACUCUGGUUGAAAGGAUGGAUGAGGAGUUCACCAAAAUCAUGCAGAACACUGACCCACAUUCGCAGGAGUACGUGGACAACUUGAAAGAUGAGGGUCGCGUGUGCGGGAUCAUCGACCGCUUGCUGCAGUACCUGGAGAACAAGGGCAGCACAGAGGAAGUAUGCCGGGUCUACCUGCGCAGGAUCAUGCACACCUACUACAAGUUUGACUACAAGGCCCAUCGACGCAGCCUGGGCCUGCAGGGGGAGUCCAAGUCUGAGCAAGACCAAGAGGAGAGCGAGGGGGAGGACAGCGCAGUGGUGAUGGACCGGCUCUGCAAGUUCAUCUACGCGAAGGACCGCACCGACCGCAUCCGCACCUGCGCCAUUCUCUGCCACAUCUACCACCACGCGUUGCACAGCCGCUGGUACCAGGCCCGCGACCUCAUGCUCAUGAGCCACCUGCAGGACAACAUCCAGCAUGCCGACCCUCCAGUACAGAUCCUGUACAACCGCACCAUGGUGCAGCUGGGCAUUUGUGCCUUCAGACAGGGUAUGAUUAAGGACGCCCACAAUGCCCUUUUGGACAUCCAGUCGAGCGGCCGUGCCAAGGAGCUGCUUGGACAGGGUCUGCUGAUGAGAAACAUGCAGGAGAGGAAUGCAGAGCAGGAGAAGAUUGAGAAGAGGCGUCAGGUCCCCUUCCACAUGCACAUUAACCUGGAGCUGCUGGAGUGUGUAUACCUCGUGUCCGCCAUGCUGCUGGAGAUCCCCUACAUGGCUGCCCAUGAGUUUGACGCCCGUCGCAGGAUGAUCAGCAAGCAGUUUCACCACCAGCUUAGGGUCGGCGAGCGGCAGCCUCUACUGGGCCCCCCUGAGAGCAUGAGGGAGCAUGUGGUGGCGGCCAGCAAGGCCAUGAAGAUGGGCGACUGGCGCACAUGCCACUCAUUCAUCAUCAACGAGAAAAUGAAUAGCAAAGUGUGGGACCUGUUUCCUGAAAGCCAGAGAGUCCGGGAGAUGCUGGUCAGGAAGAUCCAAGAGGAAUCUCUGCGUACCUACCUCUUCACCUACAGUAGUGUGUAUGACUCCAUCAGCAUGGAGACCCUCUCUGAGAUGUUUGAGCUAGAGUUGCCCACAGUUCACAGCAUCAUCAGCAAGAUGAUCAUUAAUGAGGAGCUCAUGGCAUCCCUGGACCAGCCCACACAGACAGUCGUGAUGCACCGCACAGAGCCCACAUCCCUCCAGAACAUGGCCCUGCAGCUGGCUGAGAAGCUUGGUGGGCUUGUAGAGAACAACGAGAGGGUCUUCGACCUCAAACAGGGCGUUUAUGGGGGUUACUUCAACAGGGACCAGAAAGGUGGUUACCAGCAAAAGCAGGGCUAUCAGAGAGACCAGAAAGGCGGGUACCAGCAGAAACAAGGAUACCAGAGAGGUGGCUACAGGAAUCAGGCUCAGAGCUCAUAUUGAUCGGUUGGAACCUGCUCUUGGAACUCCUGAAGUCCAGUUGAAUUUCCCAAAUGAACGAUCUUCAUUUAAUUACAUUUGCGUUGUUGCCGGCUAAGGCAUAAAAUUAUCUGCUCUUACAUAACUGCCGUGACUCUGUGUUUUUUUUUUAGUCAGGAUCUUUGUGGUACCAAUUUUCCUUUGUUCAGCUACCGUUUAGAAUGUUUGCAGGAACACAAACAUUGUUACCUUUAGUUGAAAUAUUUCCCAAGGAUUGUGAAAGUAUCUGAGUGCGCAAUUGAAUUUUAACCACAAGGAAUAAAGAUUACUCAUUCA